Cercocebus atys (sooty mangabey) is the source of this 2387-nucleotide messenger RNA. It is a transcript of the gene ZNF793, whose product is annotated as zinc finger protein 793. The coding region runs from base 1046 to 2266 and encodes 406 amino acids. NCBI's taxonomy places the organism in Eukaryota, Metazoa, Chordata, Mammalia, Primates, Cercopithecidae. The record is from RefSeq and is a predicted model, not a curated record. Gene Ontology annotation, biological process: negative regulation of transcription by RNA polymerase II. Gene Ontology annotation, molecular function: DNA-binding transcription repressor activity, RNA polymerase II-specific. The transcript is spliced from 7 exons.
AGCGGUAAAAAUGUUCGCGGCCAUCUUAUCAGGCUGCUGGAAACAAAGAAAGCUCAGCAUUGAUGUCUGGGCGCCGCCAUGUCAGUCACAGGAGGUUUUGGCAUCUGGGAUGCUGAGUUAACAGCAGAGACGACAUCUCUGUUUAGGGAUCCAGGGACACUUGCUUCUCCUUGUCCUAAAAUAGCCUUAUCUUUUGGUCGGGCAAAGAAAGGGCGUAAUCAUCCGUGGUACGGCACACCUUUAAACAUGGCCGCCCCCAGUAGGAGUCAAGCGGGCGUCGCCAUCAUACCUCCCAUUACAGCUUUGAGAAACCCAGAAUCCUGUUCUCUGGAACGUUGCCGGGUGGCCGCUGACAGCCUCAAAGUCGCAAUUGAGUCUGCGCACCGGCCAUUCAGGAUGGGACGACCUUAUACCGCGAUGAGGCGGUGUGGCAGGACGAUCAAUUUCAGAUUCUGGGCGCGGAUGCAGCAUAAAUGGGAAGGGUCGGUUUGAGAAACGGUCAAACCUGGGGACUGGGGAAGGAUAGUGAGCUGCCGACUACGGUGGCCGACUGGGUCAGUUAUGGGUGCCCGUGAGGGUCAACGACAAAGGGACUGAAGGGUUAAGAGAUUGGACCUCUGAGCCUCGCGGGGCCUCAGUGGUGGCAGGCAGAGGUUGGCGGGAGUCAAUGGCACAGUCUCUGAAGAAGAUGUAUUGGGAGUGUGUGGGAAUCAAUAAAUGCGAGUUCUGUGAAAUGUCUUGAUUUUCAGGGUGCAUGGGGUUCUUUCUGGCAAAAGUAAUGACAUACGCAUCUGUGACAGCAUCCCAAGAGUGAGCCUGGUUUCUGGAAAUCCAUUCCGACUCUGUGACAGCGGCGAUGGAUGUGACCUUGCCCGUGGUUAGAAAACAAAUUUACUGAGAUCCAAUCCAGGAUCAUAUGCUGCCUUCAGGUGACACAUCCCUUUAGUCUCCUUUAAUCAGGAGCAGUUUCUCGGUCUUCAUAUUCCAUGAAGUCGAGAGUUUUGAAGAGUAUAGGUGUCAGAUCUUUUUCCAAGAACAGCAGAAAAUGAUCGAGUACCAGACACCUGUGUCAUUCAAAGAUGUAGUUGUGGGCUUCACCCAAGAGGAGUGGCACCGGCUGAGUCCUGCUCAAAGGGCCCUGUACCGGGAUGUGAUGCUGGAAACCUAUAGCAACCUCGUCUCAGUGGGUUAUGAAGGCACCAAACCAGAUGUGAUCCUCAGGCUGGAGCAGGAAGAAGCACCAUGGAUUGGUGAGGCAGCAUGCCCGGGCUGCCACUGUUGGGAAGACAUCUGGCAAGUUAAUAUCCAGAGGAAAAGACGGCAAGACAUGCUUUUGAGGCAAGGCGCAGCCAUAAGCAAGAAAACACUGCCCAAGGAAAAAAGCCGUGAAUAUAGUAAGUUUGGGAAAAUAUCACUUCUGAGCACUGACCUUUUUUCUUCAAUCCAGAGCCCUAACAACUGGAACCCUUGUGGAAAGAAUUUGAACCAUAAUUUAGACUUGAUUGGUUUUAAGAGAAACUGUGCAAAAAAGCAAGAUGAGUGUUAUGGUUAUGAGAAAUUGCUUCAGCGUAUACACCAUGGUAGACGACCGAAUGGAGAAAAGCCCUGGGGUUGCAGUCACUGUGAGAAAGCUUUCACCCAGAACCCGGCACUUACGUAUAAACCAGCAGUAAGUGAUUCUCUCGUGUACAAACGGAAGAGGGUUCCACCUACAGAAAAACCCCACGUCUGUAGUGAGUGUGGGAAAGCCUUCUGCUACAAGUCUGAAUUCAUUAGGCAUCAGAGAAGUCACACUGGGGAGAAGCCUUAUGGCUGCACUGACUGUGGGAAAGCCUUUUCACAUAAGUCAACCCUCAUCAAACACCAGAGAAUUCACACUGGGGUAAGACCCUUUGAAUGUUUCUUUUGUGGGAAAGCCUUUACCCAGAAGUCACACCGCACAGAACAUCAGAGAACACAUACAGGAGAGAGACCCUUUGUCUGCAGUGAAUGCGGGAAAUCGUUUGGUGAGAAGUCAUACCUCAAUGUACAUCGAAAAAUGCACACAGGAGAAAGACCCUAUCGUUGCAGAGAAUGUGGAAAAUCCUUCAGCCAGAAGUCCUGCCUCAAUAAACAUUGGAGAACUCACACAGGAGAGAAGCCCUAUGGGUGCAAUGAAUGUGGGAAAGCUUUCUACCAGAAGCCAAACCUCAGCAGACAUCAGAAAAUUCAUGCUCGGAAGAAUGCCUACAGGAAUGAAAACUUAAUAAUUGUGGGAAAUACUUGAGCAAAAUAUCUGGUUUCAUGGUAUGUAGGGAAUCUAUCCUUAGGAGAAAUCUUAAUGAAUUCAUUUUAAUGAAUUUGGACAGUGUAUAUGUGUGUUUGCUUUUUUUUUUUUUGAGUUGGAU